AUGGGAUAAUCUUCAUCAUAGUAGCAAUAAUAAUAAUCAUAGUCAUUAGAACAGUCAGAAGCUCAAUACUUUUGGGCUAAAAAAUAGGAAUAAGCUUAGAAAAAAAUAGAGUCUGAAAGAAUUGAAGAUGAAAUAAUUAAUGAAAAAGAAGCAUUCUCUAAAUAAUAAGCUUAAUAGUAAUAACAACAAUACUAGGAAGUAAACUAAAUAGAUGAUAAAGAAGAAUUAGUGAAGAUUGAUUAAAAUAGUUAUUAAUAAUUGAUAAAAUAAGAAAUAAUAUAAUAAUAGGUUGUGGAUGAAUAAAUUGAAUAAUAUUUUGAAAAUUAGGUGAAAGAGCCUUAAAAUGAAAUAAUUUAGUUUACUCCAGAAGAAGUAGAACAUAUUUGGUUUUCAAAGAUAUUUAAAAUUGAUACAUAUAAUUAGUUUAUGAAUGAGAAAAAAGUUGAGUUUGUUCCAAGAGAUAAAGUUAUAACUAUAUAAUAUCUUAUUGAUGAAUUAUGCUAUUAAUUUUUGACAUGUACAUAAUUUAAUGAGGAAGAGAAGUUUGAUUAUAUAAUAGAAGUUUUAACAAAUAUUACAGAUGUUUAAAUUUAAGAUUAAGUUAUUCUAUUUUGUGAAGGAACAAUAGAGAAAAGUAAAUAUUAUGAUAUACUGAAUUAUGUGUAAGGAUAAUUAAUAACUUGUAUUCUCUAUCCAGAAGGAUUGGAAUGGGAAAAGUUUGAUGAGGAUAUAAAUAAAUAUGAUGAUAAAAAAAAUAAAAGAGCAACUAUUUUUUAUAAUCGUAUAUUUACAUCAAAUCAAUUAUUAUUUUGUUAAUAAGUUGUAAUUAAUUUAUUAGAAUAUUUAAAUACAAAAGUUAGUGCUGAUGAUGUUCAAAAGUUUAUGGAUUUGAUGUUUAAAAGAGAAUUAGAAAUUAAUGCUGAUUGGAAUCUUGAUUCAUUAGAUUAACCAUAAUAGACUUUAAAAUUAUUAUAAAUAAUAGCAGAUUAUCCAAAUAUUAUGGAAAACAUUUUAAUGAAUAGUUGGGCAUAUGGUAAAUUCAAGUUAAUAUAAAUUGGUAAAUAAUUCUAAUUUUACAGUAUUAUUGGUAGAAUUUUAAGUGGUAGUUGUUUUUAUACUGAUUCUUUGACAGCAACUGAUAAAUUUAUUGGAGAUUACAAUAGUAUGAAAAUAGCAAGAGAUAGAUUCAGAACAAGAAUAUUCAAUUUGAAUGAUGAAAUUUGUAAUAUAUUUAGUAAAAUAUUGAAACACAAAUCAAAUGUAAUGAAAAUGAAUUUUUACAAUUUCAUUUCAACUAUUAUUGCUUUGAAUCUCAAUUUAGAAAAGUAAUUUAAUUAAGCAUUAUAAUAAUAAUGUUGUUCUCCUGGAAUGGUAUUUAAUUUACAUUAUAUAUUACUUAAAAUAUUUAAUCCUUGGAUUGAUGAUCAAGAAAAAAUAGAUUUAAGAAUUAAAAAUAUUUAAAAAUAAAUGAUCAUUGUAUUAAAAGAACAUCCUCUAUUUUCAACUAUCUAUUAAAAUAUAGAUUUACUUGCACCUGAUUUAACACCACUAUAAGAAUUAUCAGAACUUGAAACUAGAGUAGAUACCUUUACAACAAUGUUUUUGUUGACAUAAAGAAUAAAUCACAUUGUUGCUACAAAUAUUGAUUAAUUUUAUUAUAAUAGAAUCUUAAGCAAUUUAAGAGAUGCUGCAUAAUAGCAUGGCCAAGAGUCUCCUUAAUUUAAAAAAAUCUUAAAAUUAAAAAUGUCAUUUGAUGCAUAAAUUCUACAUCCUAAGACUAUUUAAUAUACAAUGUAAUUCUUAAAUUUUUCAAGUCAACUUACUAUGAGUUUUAUAGAUGAAAAUAACAAACCAAAAUAUCCUUAUGGAUUAUUACCAUCUAGUUUUGUUUAUGAUACUCAUUCAUUUUUUGUUGUUUACAAUUAUAAUGAUGAAAUACUUAAACAUUCUAAUUAAUUAGUAGGAUGUUGUGAAUUCGCCAUUUUUGCUAUGAAUUCUAGAUAUAUGGCUAAUCCUCAUUUAAGAAUUAAAGGAAUUGAACUUUUCCAUAUUUUUGAUUAAGGUAGAAUGAAUAGAAGAGGCAUAGUGCAACCAUAAUCAUGUGAUUUUAUUUUUAGAAAUAAUGAGAAAAUAGAAAAACAUAUGAUUGGUGGAUUACUUAAAGUAUUUAUAGAUUGUGAAAGAACAGGUGAAGGUAAUUAAUUUUAUGAGAAAUUUAAUUUCAGAUAUUAAUUUUGUAAAUUAAUUAGAUUUUUACUUGAAAAACAUAAGGAUAUUUAUAAACCAUUAUUAAAUUAAACUGUUGAAAAAGAAAAAGAAAUGUUUUUAGCAUUUGCUAAUUAUUAUUUAAAUGAUAUGAUAUUUUUAUUAGAUGAAUGUUUAUCAAGAAUGAAGAAAAUGAAAAAUUUAGAAUCAUAAUAAUAAAAUAUGGAAUAAUAAUAAGAAUACUUUAAAUUAUAAUAAGAAUUGAAAACCUUCACUACUUUCUUAUAAGAAUACUAUAAAAAUAUUUAAGUUUUUAGUGAAGUUUAACCUGAGGCAUUUUUGACUGAUGAAAUUAGAGAUAAAUUAGCUAAUAAUUUAAAUUACACCUUAGAGUAAUUAAAUGGUAAAUAAGCUAUUUAAUAUAAAAUAUAAUCCUUAGAAUCUGUUAAAUUUGAUCCUAAAUUAAUUAUGGGAAAUGUAAUAGAAUUGUAUAUCAAUUUCAGUUAAAAUGAAAAAUUUUUAAUGCAAGUUGUUAAAGAUGAUAGGUUAAAAAUUUAUAUUUAAUGUAAGGUGUUUUUCCAUAGAAUUAUUCUAAGUGACUAUAAAUUUAUUAGACAAACAUAAAAUUAUACCAUAUGAAAGAAUAUAGUAGUUUAGAGAUUUGAUCUUUAAGCUCCUAGAAUAUGAGGAGAAAUAGAAGAUAAUCAAUUAAUUACCAGAUGAUGUACCUGAAGAAUUUUUAGAUCCUCUUUGUUAUUCCUUAAUGACUGAUCCAGUUAAAUUACCUCAUUCUAAUGUAAAUAUAAAAUAUUAUUAAAUUAGGUAAUUGUUGAUAGAUUGACAAUAAAAAAAUAGUUAUUAAAUUAAUAAAUAGACCCAUUUGAUAGGACUCCAUUAACAAUAGAGAUGGUUAUAGAAUAACCUGAACUAAAAUAGAGAAUUGCAAAAUUUAUUGAAAAUUUAGAGAAAAAGAAAAAUAAAUAACAAAUUAAAAUAGUGUAAGAAGAAAAUUGA
This is a messenger RNA of Paramecium pentaurelia, 3219 nucleotides long. The record is from the annotation of a GenBank genome assembly. NCBI's taxonomy places the organism in Eukaryota, Ciliophora, Oligohymenophorea, Peniculida, Parameciidae.